UCAGAAGUCUAGUCGUGUACGUGUAGUACAAACUGUACAAUGUACGUUUUUUGUUUGUAGAGAUGAUGAUCCGCAGUACGCGGAUGCUCUGCGACGAGCAUGACGUACGAUUCUUCGAUCUCUCGUAAAUCACGACGUUUUUUUCUUCCCAUCGUGACUUUUUAAGCUCUUGGAGUAAAACUUGUGUGUGCCGUGUUUGCGAAUAGACACAAAGAAUAUUCGUGUCUGUGAUCCUUAUUAAUACGUCAAUUUUUAUUACAUUACGAUGGUCUUAUCGAACCUUUGUUAAGAACAGUUUGUGAUUAUACACCGUUUUUUUGACUUCUCUUUAUUUUCAAUACCCUAGAAAAUGUUUUUGCUGCAACGUGACCAUAUAUAGGACACAAAGGAAAAAAAGAUCCCUUUUUAGUUUUCAUCCAAGUUGAAACUUGUGCACAUUUGUUGUUUUUUGUGCUCUCAAUUCGGAUUUUUCGGAAUGGCAGAUUUUGACGCUAUUUACGAAGAGGAGGAAGACAAUGAACAAAAUUCGGAGGAACAAUACGUUCCCGCUGUUCCCGAUCCCAUUGUCGUACGUGGUGCUGGUAACAUGACAGUUUUCGGCCUUAGCAAUCGUUUUGAAUCGGAAUUCCCCAAUGGACUUGUGUCUCGCGUUGCUCCUGAAGAAUUCAAAGCUACCGUCAUGCGAGUCAAUGGCGUCUUGAAGAAAACGCUGCCUGUCAAUGUAAAAUGGUUAUUUUGCGGUUGUGUCUGUUGUUGCUGUACUCUCGGAUGCUCCCUCUGGCCUGUCAUUUGCCUGAGUAAAAGGACUCAACACUCGUUGAACAAGCUGUUAGAAUGGGAAAACAGCAAACUUUAUCACAAAUUAGGUCUCCAUUGGCGACUGACCAAGCAGAGAUGCGAUAGCUCAUCCAUGAUGGAAUAUGUUCUUCUAGUCGAAUUCGUUCCCAAAAUACCGAUAUACAGGCCUGAUUAAAGACCAAGAGAAUUGCUGAUUAUGAAAUUGGAGGUGCGAAAAAGAAAAAAAGAAAACAUUGGACAAGUCGGAAUCACAAGGAUCUGAGAACGAUAUAGCGUUCGUAACAGCGAUGUGAAUUUUACGUAUUUUUGUAAAUAUACCGGUAGGUAGAAGAAGGAAAAACCGAAAAAAAUGGACAGUCGAGAGUUGGAUGAAAAAUUUGCUGUCGGAUAACAAAACGUCGAUAGAGAUUCGAAGAGGGUUGCACCGAAAUUAUCGAAACUCGAGGCUCGCGGGUCAGAUAAAUAAAAAGACGAUUAAAGCCAUCUCCGUCCUCCGAGACAACCGUAUAAUAAAAAAUAUUAAAUAUUAAUAAUGACGUUUAUGAUACAUACAUACAUAUAUAUGUAUAUAUACAUCUCGUAAAGUUUGCUAGGGUCAAAAGUGUUUAGUUUGGCCGCGUCUGAAUCUCGGGUGAUUUAUUGUUGUCCCGAUUCGUUAUUCGUUCUUUGAAGCUUUUACCUUUCCGCGUCUUACUCACGGAACGUAUCGAUGCCUUUCAUCUUUGUUUAUUUACGAGUUCAACCAUUGUAUUUUUCUUCUUCGUUAACAUUGUUACCAUAAUUGUUAUUCCAAUCGAUAAGAUACACGUGCAACGAACGAGUCACCGAAAUUUUGUUUUUCAUUUUUUUUUCUCGAUUUACACGAGUAUGGGAUCCUCGCAAAGAGACGAGCUUCUUUAUUCGACGAUCCAUCUAAACGGCUGUGAUUGAGAACACAAGACUAGAAUUAUAAAGCAAGAGCUUAGGCUGCUUGUUUCGUUUCUUUUUUUUUUACACAAAGAUCUAGAGAUGGAUGGCGAUAUUUUAAUUGGCUUGACAAUUAAUUUUUUGCUCGAAAGCGUUUUGCCCUGUUCACCGCUUUCGACUGUGCUAGCUUGACGACAAAACGCAUAGUUUAAAUAGAGUACACACGCUCCAUAUUCAAAGAUUUUUUAGUCAUAGAUUUUUUCUCGAGAUUUAAGAGAUCGGUGCAACCACGAAAAUUUUUGAAUGUGUGUCUGCGUGAAUGUUUGCGUGCGUUCAUAGGAGAUGAUCGUUAAACAAAAGCUUCACCUUUGUUGCCUUUCCACAAUGAUAAUUAUUAAAUUGCUUUUUCAUUGAUUAUAUGUGUAAUGCAACGUUAUAUCUGUUAUUCAGAUCUUUUCAUCGUAACACGCGUUGAUCAUGUUUCAUUGACUUUAUACGUACAGCAAUGGGCUAAAUCAAAUUUUUUCGUAUUCGCAUAUGAGAUGGGCAUUUUUAAAUUUACAAGCUUUCAAUCAAUGUUGAAAAUAUCACCAGUCACAAGAACGUAUUUCUCGUUAUGCAGCCGUACACUGGCAGAACAUUUUUUUUAAAUGGCACCAUUUUUUGAUAGCUGAAAUUCGUUGGAAAAUGAUUUAUCCACAGCUCCGAUGGAAAAGUAAAGAAUAUUAAUCAAAUAAUUGUCACGACGCAUCGUACCAUUUUACUGGUAAAAUCGAAUUUUAGUGAGAGUGCAAAAAUUCAAUAAUCUUAAAUAUCAAAAAAAAUCUAAGGAAACGAAGACGUAGUCUUUACAUGUGCCUUUCGGUCAUGAAAUGGGAUAAAAUGGAUAAGUUAACAGAAUGAAAUGUAUGUAUCGUAGUAGAGCAGUUCCUACGAAACAAUGUAAAUAAUUUUAGACUAUAGAAAUAGUAGUUGCGAGCUGUAGUGUGCUAGAAGUAACAAUGAAAAAAUACUAAAACGAAACUAAGUGAAAAUAAGAGUGAAGAAAACUUGGCAUAUCGUGAAAUUGUAAAUCUUGAACUAGCUCGCUCUGGUAGUGCGAUAUCGAGCGGAGGCAUAGAAUAUAGUGUCGAAUAAAAACGAAUUUAAAACGAAAUAAGAAUCUUCGUAAUCAUGAAAACGUUUGAAUUCGUCCUAAUCGAUGGAAUAAAUAAAAUAAUAUUACUA
Molecule: messenger RNA, 2931 nt
Organism: Venturia canescens
Lineage: Eukaryota; Metazoa; Arthropoda; Insecta; Hymenoptera; Ichneumonidae
Product: cysteine-rich hydrophobic domain-containing protein 2
Exons: 4
Coding region: 476-973 (165 amino acids)
Source: RefSeq, a predicted model, not a curated record